UAAUAGUAAUACAUAGUUAUAUUUGCUUUUUUACAUAGAAGAAUUGAAUGAUGUUUUAUCACUUCUUUAUUUUUACAUCUAUUUAAAAACUUUCUUUUAGGUAUAAAAGGGAAGUCUUAGAUUUUAUCUUCUCUUAUUUUUUAUCAAUAUUUUUAAUAUCAAAAUUAGGUACAUUACUGUGUUGAGGAACCCUAUAUUACUGAGACAGAGACACUGACUAUGUUAUGUUAUACUCAUUGGUCAUGUUAGAUUCUCUUGGUUAAGAACAAGAUCAUUCUUAAUCUUCACUGCAAGCAGAAAUUUAUCCUUGGACCACCAAAAUGUAAGGGAAUAAUAGCUUGAAUAAACAAUAAUUGAUGCAUAAAUUAAACAAAAACUAAAUUAAAGAACAAAUUCUUUACUUCUAUAUGGUAGUAUUUUCUUUUCCGUGCCAGCCUCACAUUUUCUUCUCUGUCAUUUCUAUAUAUUUACCAGUUUCCUUCACUCCUUCCUUAACUAAUUCAAUAUCUUCAUCAAUCAUUUUAAAGUAUCAUAUUUUCAUCAUCCCCAUUGAAUUGAGCAUUAAUAUCACUAUCGCUCCCUUGUAUCCUUCAACAUACCAGGUAAUUAAACAAUAAUACGAUUGGAACACUUGUUUUUUUCUAAAUCUAAUAUGUAAUAAUUAGUAGGGGUGCUAAAGUAGGUUACCUAUAUGUAUAAUGCAUGCACAAAUUUUUAAUUUUAUGUAUUUGUAUUCAAGUUCUGUAUACUGAUUUAUUAUUUAUAUAUGUAUGCUGUGUUGGUUAAGUAUUGGUCAAAAUUUAUCAGAUUUGUAAACAUAAUGUAUACCUUUUCUGACAAUACCGAUUAUACCUCUUUUUCCUUCUGAUCAUAGAAAUUGAACUAUACUAACUGUUAAAGUAAUUAACUUGUAGACAAAGGGUUGGCUUUUAUCAAUCAUUAUCGGUUCUUACCUUUCUUUCAAUCUGGUGGUUAUAUUAUCAUGCAUGCAUGUGAAUAGAUAUAUAUAUAUGGAGAAUGAUGUAGCUAAAGAGGUUGAAGCAAUGCUGGAGAAGGCACAACCUUUGUUUACAACCGAAAGCUGCUGCAUCUAUAAAGUGCCCCACCCAAUCCGCCAAUCAAGCGAAGAUGCAUACACCCCAGUGCUUGUUUCAAUUGGCCCUCUGCAUCACGGAAAUUCUAGACUGGUAACCAUGGAAGGGCACAAACAGUUUUAUUGUCAACAUUUCAUUCAAAGAUCGGAAGCAAGUUUGUCCGAUUUGGUGAGUUGCGUGAAACAAUUGGAACCUCAAAUUCGUGCAUGUUACUCGGAGAAAAUCGAACUCACAGUAGAUGAAUUGGUGAAGGUGAUAUUCAUAGACUGUUGCUUCGUAAUUGAUCUUUUUCUCAGAGAUUAUGAGCGGACAACAGAGGAUGAUGUUAUCUUCUCAAAAGAUUGGGUUUGGAAUCGGUAUAGAACACUUCACUGAUCUGCUUAGAUACUUCAACUUGCCACCAUCUCAUACAACAACACCACUUUUAAGGGAACCCAAAGCGUUAGUUCUUGGUCACAGUGCAUCUGAGUUAGUUGAAGCAGGAGUCAAAUUCCAAGUAACAAAUAAACCAAGUCAUAGACACCAAAAGAAUAAAUCAAGUCAUGGACACCAAAAAGAUGAAUCAAGUCAUGGCUGCAUGCUAGACUUGAAAUUUGAACGUGGUACUCUUAAUAUUCCACAUAUUGAAGCGGAUGAUGCGACUGAAAUUUUCUUGAGGAACAUUGUGGCUUUGGAGCAGUGUCACUAUCCUAAAGAACACUACAUCCUUGAUUAUGUUAUAUUCCUUGGUCACCUGAUGAAAACAAACAAGGAUGCUGGUGUCCUAAUCAAAGCUGGAAUAAUCGGUUGCAUAUUUGGUGGUGAUUAUGAAAGUAAAGUGGCUAACCUAUUCGGUGGUGUUGGGAAGAAUACUGUGGUGUCAACGACUAGUGCUUGUUAUCUCAAGUUUUGUAAUGAUUUGGAUGACUACUGUAUUCAUCCAUGGCACAGUCUAAUGGCAACUCUGAGGCGCGAUUAUUUCACCUCUCCAUGGAAGACAGCAGCUUCCUUUGGUGGAAUUGUGCUGCUAAUUCUCACUGUUAUUCAAACCGUAUGUUCUCUUCGCCAAGUUUAAUGGUAGUAGGUUUGAGGUUUAUGUGUUUAAAUAAUGUAGACAUCCACAAUUCACUAAGAAGGUGUGGAUUACUGCAAGUGCUGCUAAUAAUAUAGUGGUAUAUAUAGUUGCUUCAAUGUUAUGUUAUUUGUAUGUGCUACUAUUUUGAACUUUUGAAUUGAU
Arachis ipaensis is the source of this 2310-nucleotide messenger RNA. The record is from RefSeq and is a predicted model, not a curated record. Lineage: Eukaryota; Viridiplantae; Streptophyta; Magnoliopsida; Fabales; Fabaceae.